Messenger RNA from Aureobasidium vineae, 615 nucleotides. Lineage: Eukaryota; Fungi; Ascomycota; Dothideomycetes; Dothideales; Saccotheciaceae. The record is from the annotation of a GenBank genome assembly.
AUGGCCUAUGUCUUGACUGGUAAAGCGUCUGAAGGCUUGCUCGAUACCUACAACCAAGAACGUCAGCCGGCUGGCGACUUCAGCAUGAACCAGGCAUUUUCUCGACUUGUCAACAGAGUGUUCCGCGAUAGGAGUUCGGAAUGCGUCAAAGAGCUGCCGGAUCUUGUUUGCGAGUUGGGAUACCGAUACGCUCAGGAUACAGUCGAUUCGAGCGUAGAGAAGAGCGUGGAGAGCAUGUACGAGGAUCCGCACGAGCCCUUGGUGCUUGCAGGCUGCAGGCUACCUCAUAUAUGGCUGACUGGCGGGGAUGGCAACAAACUGUCGAGCCUGGAUCUUGUCAAGAGAAACUUUGUGUUGUUCACGGUAGAGGCCAGGUCACCAUGGAUGGAGGCUGCUGGAAAGCAGAGGGUACAGGUGGAUGCGUAUGCCAUCAACGCAUCAUCAGGUCCUUAUCAUGAAAGCGAGAGGUCAGCUAAAGAGGUUUGGAAGCUGCAAGAAGAUGAGGCGUUGCUAGUCCGACCCGAUGGUAUCAUCGCGUGGAGAGCAGUCGGAAUGGCGAGUGGACAUGUCGGCGAACUCGGUCGAGCGUUGGGUGCUAUACUGCGCACUGAAUAA